AUGCUUUCAUAUCUAUUCCGUAUUCCUGAGGCAGUCGACACAUACGUAGCAGCAAUUCGUCGGCUGCAACCCUGGGGUCCGUAUGUCCUCGCAGGUUAUAGCUACGGUUCCAUGUUAGCGUUUGGGACGACUAAGAAGAUGAACAAGUCCGAAAAGAAUGUGGUGCAAUUUUUAGGCAUCUUUGAUCUUCCACCGCAUAUUAAGACGCUUAUGCGCCAGCUCGGCUGGAACAUGGCCCUGCUACAGCUCGUUCAGUUUCUAGGUAUCAUAGCAGAAGACAGUGUGGAUCCAGCAGACAUCUUAUCGUACCGCAAUGCCUCCCGUAGCGAUGCCAUCUCACGGGUGUUAGGACUUGCGGAUAACUCGCGUAUGGAGGUGCUAGGCCUAAGUUCACAUGGACUAUCCCAUGAGGUUCAGGGGGGAUAUUAUACUAUGCUUGGGCAGGAUCAUGUCUCUAGCUUUUCUGACAAGCUACGUGCGGCUUUAAGGGAUAACUAG
Molecule: messenger RNA, 498 nt
Organism: Daldinia loculata
Lineage: Eukaryota; Fungi; Ascomycota; Sordariomycetes; Xylariales; Hypoxylaceae
Product: Alpha/Beta hydrolase protein
Exons: 1
Coding region: 1-498 (165 amino acids)
Biological process (GO): biosynthetic process
Source: RefSeq, a predicted model, not a curated record